Cynocephalus volans (Philippine flying lemur) is the source of this 629-nucleotide messenger RNA. RefSeq names its product fatty acid binding protein 4 (gene FABP4). Gene Ontology annotation, biological process: fatty acid transport. The transcript has 4 exons. The record is from RefSeq and is a predicted model, not a curated record. Gene Ontology annotation, cellular component: nucleus; cytosol. Lineage: Eukaryota; Metazoa; Chordata; Mammalia; Dermoptera; Cynocephalidae. Gene Ontology annotation, molecular function: fatty acid binding. The coding region runs from base 49 to 447 and encodes 132 amino acids.
CUGCAGCUUCUUUUGCACCUUGGAGAAUAAUCCUAGAAAGUUCACAAAAUGUGUGAUGCUUUUGUAGGUACCUGGAAACUUGUCUCCAGUGAAAACUUUGAUGAUUACAUGAAAGAAGUGGGAGUGGGCUUUGCCACCAGAAAAAUGGCUAACAUGGCCAAACCCAACAUGAUCAUCAGUGUGAAUACGGAUGUGAUCACCAUACGAUCAGAAAGUACCUUUAAAAAUACUGAGAUUUCCUUCGAGCUGGGCCAGGAAUUUGAUGAAGUCACCGCAGAUGACAGGAAAGUCAAGAGCACCAUAACUUUAGAAGGGGGUGUCCUGGUACAGGUGCAGAAGUGGGAUGGAAAAUCAACCACCAUAAAGAGAAAACGAGAGGGCGAUAAACUGGUGGUGGAAUGUAUCAUGAACGAUGUCAUUUCCACCAGAGUAUAUGAGAGAGCAUAAGCCAAGGGAUCCUGACCUGAACUGAAGUUUGCAUCAAACUCUACAACCUUCUUUUGGAUGUAUUGUUCAAAAAGAUGUUCUUUUCCACUUAUUAGCAAGCAACUCAUUCCCCGCCACCCCCACCCCAAGGUGAUUUUAUUCAAUAAGGCUGUGCUGGUUAAAUAAAACUUUUAGAUUUAGAA